Molecule: messenger RNA, 3871 nt
Organism: Engraulis encrasicolus (European anchovy)
Lineage: Eukaryota; Metazoa; Chordata; Actinopteri; Clupeiformes; Engraulidae
Gene: cacna2d4a
Product: calcium channel, voltage-dependent, alpha 2/delta subunit 4a
Exons: 39
Coding region: 38-3499 (1153 amino acids)
Cellular component (GO): voltage-gated calcium channel complex
Molecular function (GO): voltage-gated calcium channel activity
Source: RefSeq, a predicted model, not a curated record
UUGAUGGAUUGUCCAACUGAGGCGAUCUGUCCUGUGCAUGUGCGUGUUGCAUGAAACCAAAACAAAAGUUUUGGAAGGGAGAGUCAUAAUGCCGUUGCUGGGAUACGGAGAAACUGCCUCCAAACUCCGGAGCCGGAGAGGAAGACUCGGAUGCAGAGCCCAAGGGGACAUUCGGGACCGCUGUACGGAAUAUCGGGAAUAUCGGGAAUAUCGCUGGGAUUCCUUAAGGCGUACGGAGAGAGCCAUGGCCGUGUGGAUCCUCUUGGCAGCCUGCCUGUGUCUCAGUGCCCACGCUCAGAUGAGGAUCCCACCCGAGACGGUUCUGGAUUGGGCCAACACCUUUGGGAGACAACUCGUUGCCAUGUCGACCAGAUACUCAGGGUCCCUCCUCCUGCAGAAGAAGUAUAAGGACAUAGAGUCCAUCGUGAAGAUAGAGGAAGUGGACGGAUCAGAGCUGGUGGCGAGCUUUGCAGAGGAGAUGGAGAGGAUGCUGGGGAGGAAGAUGAAGUCUGUCAAGAGAUUAGCGGAGUCUGCUGAGGAUGCUGACCUCUACCACGAUUUCAACGCCACUUUGGAGUUUGACUAUUUCAACUCCAUGAUGAUCAACACGGCCGAUGAGGAUGGGAACUUCGUGGAGCUGGGAGGAGAGUUUCCCCUGGAGGAGAACGAGCACUUCAGCAAGCUGCCCGUCAACACUCAGCAGAGCGACAUACAGGUGCCCACCAACGUCUACAACAAAGAUCCUGAUAUCCUGAAUGGCGUGUACAUGUCGGAGGCGUUGAAUGACAUCUUCAUCAGCAACUUUGAGAAGGACCCCACGCUCACCUGGCAGUACUUUGGCAGCUCCACCGGAUUCUUCAGGCUCUACCCUGGUAUCAAGUGGACACCGGAUGAGAAUGGUGUGGUGACAUUUGAUGCACGGAAUCGCAACUGGUACAUCCAGGCGGCCACCUCCCCCAAAGACAUCAUCAUCGUGGUGGACGUGAGCGGCAGCAUGAAAGGCCUGCGUCUCACCAUCGCCAAACACACCAUCAACACCAUCCUCGACACGCUGGGAGAAAACGACUUUGUCAACGUCAUGGCUUACAGUGACUAUGUGCGGUAUGUGGAGCCCUGCUUCAAGGGCACCCUUGUGCAAGCUGACCUGGACAACAGAGAGCACUUCAAGUUGUUGGUGGAGGGCCUGCAUGUGAAGGGAGAGGGGAAAGUCAAGAAGGCCAUGAAGGAGGCAUUCAGAGUCCUCGACACGGCUGCGACGGCCCAAGUGGGCAGUCUGUGUAACCAGGCCAUCAUGCUGAUCACAGACGGGGCCAUGGAGGACUUCCAGCAGGUCUUUCAGGAGUUCAACUGGCCAGAACGCAAGGUGCGGGUGUUCACCUACCUGAUUGGUCGAGAGCUCACCUUUGCCGACAACAUGAAGUGGAUCGCCUGUAAUAACAAAGGAUACUACACACACAUCUCCACCCUGGCUGAUGUUCAAGAGAAUGUGAUGGAGUACCUCCAUGUCCUCAGUCGACCAAUGGUCAUCAACCAUGACCAUGACAUCAUCUGGACAGAGGCCUACAUGGACAGUGUGCUCUUCAACACCCAGGCCCAGAGUCUUCUGCUGAUGACGUCAGUGGCCAUGCCUGUGUUCAGCAAGAAAGAGGAAACGCUUUCCCAUGGGAUCCUGUUGGGGGUGGUUGGCACUGAUGUUCCACUCAAAGAGCUUAUGAGACUAGCACCUCGAUACAAGCUGGGGGUCCAUGGCUAUGCCUUCCUGAACACUAACAAUGGCUACAUCAUGUCUCAUCCAGACCUUAGGCCACUGUACAAAGAGGGGAAGAGGCUGAAGCCCAAGCCCAACUACAACAGUGUGGAUCUGGCAGAGGUGGAGUGGGAGGACACAGAGGAGAUACUGAGAACUGCUAUGGUGAAGGGGCAAACAGGCUCGUUCUCCCUGGACGUGAGGACCACUAUAGAGAAAGGGAGGCGCAUGCUGUUCCUGAAGAAUGACUACUUCUACACAGCAAUCAAAGACACCCCUUUCAGUUUGGGAAUGGUGCUGACCCGUGGCCAUGGGGAGUUCAUCUUCCUGGGGAACGUCUCAGUUGAAGAGGGACUUCAUGACCUAACAGCCUAUGAUGUGUCUAUAGCAAAUGAAUGGACAUACUGUGAGACAGAUAUCGACCCCCACCACCGCAAGUACACCCAACUGCAGGCCGUCAUACGCUACCUCACGGGAAAGGAACCAGAGCUGGAAUGUGACGAGGACCUACUCCGGCAGACGUUGUUUGACGCCGUGGUGUCCGCUCCUAUGGAGGCCUACUGGACAGCACUCAUGCUCAACGCCUCAGGGACGGAUGAUGGAGUGGAGACGGCCUUCCUUGGGACUCGUUCGGGACUCAUGCGCCUCAUACGAUUUGCCGGCAACGAGAAGCGAGUUGGAAAGAAGUUCCUGACUGUCGAGGACAAGGACAACAUCUUCACGCUGGACCACUUCCCCCUCUGGUACCGACGCUCUGCUGAGUUCGAACCCGGGAGAUUCCUCUACUUCCUGCCCAGAGCUGACACAAGAGAUGAGCCCAUUGUGAUCGGCAGCACCUCCAUUACGGUCAACGUGGACAAGAAGAUGGCCAUCGCCGGAGCCAUCGGCAUUCAGAUGACCCUGAGUAUGCUGCAGAAGAGAUUCUUCGACGUAACUGUACAGCCCAACGACACGGAUUGUUCCAGAAUUGAAGGCCUGUGCCCCCUUAGCUGCAACCUACCUGAGAUAAAUUGCUAUUUGACAGACAGCAACGGCUUCAUCAUGAUCUCCAAGGAGAAAAAUGACGUGGGCCGCUUCUUUGGGGAGGUUGACGGCUCUGUCAUGUCGCAGCUAAUCCGGAUGGGCAUGUUCAAGCGGGUGUCGCUGUUUGACUACCAGGCCAUGUGUAAGGUUGGCACCCACUCCUCCAGCAGUGCCAGGCCGCUUCUCAGUCCCUUCUAUGGUAUGCUGGGGGUGCUGAAGUGGUUCCUCUCCAACUUCAUGCUCUUUCUGCUGGACUUCAACUUCUGUGGCCUUUGGCAUUCAAACCCGUUUGUAGACGCCGGUACAUUUCAUGCAACUAAUAAGAAGAAGUCAGGUGACAUCCUGCAGCCGUGUGAUACGGAGUACCCCACCUUCAUCUACGAGCCCUCCAUCAUGGAGACCAACAGCGUCAUCAAGUGCGGACGCUGCCAGAAGGUGUUUGUGAUCCAGCAGGUCCCUGAGAGCAACCUGCUGAUGAUGGUGGUCCAAGCGGACUGCGACUGCUCCCGCCAGUACCCACCCAUCACGCUCAACCCCAGAGAGGUCAAAUAUAACGCCACAGUGAAGUGUGACAGAAUGAAAUCGAUGAAGACCCGGCGGCGUCCAGAGUCCUGCCAUGCCUACCACCCCAAGGAGAAUGCUAAGGACUGUGGAAGAGCAUCGUCCAUAUCCCUGAGUGUGUCCCUCUUUGUGCUCUGUCUGUCUACCGCUCUUCUUGGCGACCGGUGACACCGGUGAACGCACAAUGGAUCUCCGACAUUUACAACAUCACCAUACCACAUUACCAACAUCACCAAGAACCAUGGACGGCAGACAGAAAGACAAGCAGAUGGGACCGUUAGGCCGAUGAUUAUACGUGUACCUACACACACGUGCACACACAUGAACACACACGCACGCACACGCACACAAAUAUAUAUAUACUGCCUCUUCCUCAAGCUUGUUGGGCACGCUUGCAUGAUGUGAUGCAUACUGCUUUACUCAAAACAGCUGCAAUGGAAUGCUCAUUUUAACUUAAAGACUGGUGGUACCAUGCCGUACCACGCACACACGCAUAAGGGUACACACACACACACACACACACAAACACACACACACACA